AUGGACCCAAAAACAAAGUUCUCAACACAUCGGGAACGAGCAACCAAUCCGCUGGUGUGGUGUGCUGCUAUCAUCUGCACCAUCUUGACCGUAGCAGUCAUCAUCGCAGGCAUUGUUACCUUCAUAGGAUACUUAGUUAUACAUCCCAGGGUGCCUUACGUCAGUGUCAUGGAUGCUCACCUAGACCAUAUCCAGAUUGAUUAUGCGGGUAUUCUGGAAAUUCAGGUAACCAUACUAAUUCGAGCCCAGAAUGGGAACGAAAAGGCACAUGCAAGCUUCUCGGAUUCGAGUUACAGCUUAAGCUUGAACGGGGAAGUGGUGGCGCAGCUGGUAGCACCACCCUUUGAAGUAGGUAAGAACAGUUCGGUUGAUUUUAACUAUGUAGUGCCAUCUUCACCCAUACCCUUAAGACCAGAUCAAGCAGAGGAUGUGGACACGGGGUUGAAGAAAGAUUUGAUUACAUUCGAUUUAAAAGGCAGUACCUGGGUGAGAUGGAGAAUAGGGCACCUGGCUUCAGUUAGGUUCUUGUGUCGUCUUGAGUGCCGGUUGCGUUUCCAUCCUUUGAAUGGAACUUACAUUCCUUCACGCUGUAGUUCCAAGGCCAAAUAA
Gossypium arboreum is the source of this 609-nucleotide messenger RNA. RefSeq lists its product as uncharacterized. The transcript has a single exon. Bases 1 to 609 code for a protein of 202 amino acids. Lineage: Eukaryota; Viridiplantae; Streptophyta; Magnoliopsida; Malvales; Malvaceae. The record is from RefSeq and is a predicted model, not a curated record. Gene Ontology annotation, cellular component: plasma membrane.